Dicentrarchus labrax (European seabass) is the source of this 1657-nucleotide messenger RNA. RefSeq names its product GATA zinc finger domain-containing protein 14. The transcript is spliced from 7 exons. NCBI's taxonomy places the organism in Eukaryota, Metazoa, Chordata, Actinopteri, Moronidae. The coding region runs from base 1 to 1506 and encodes 501 amino acids. The record is from RefSeq and is a predicted model, not a curated record.
AUGUGGACAGCUGUGACUCAGGUGGAGCUGAGGAACCGGUCAGACACCGGCAAAGCCAACACGUCACCCCAAACCACCAUACUUCCAGCUGUGCGAGUUCCUUCAAACUGUCAGAGAGAUUACAACCUGCUGGCGUUUGACCCUGACGGAGACGAGGUUAAAUGCAGAUAUGGAAGCGCAUCACUGUCGGAGUGUGACAUCUGCACGCCACCGUCUGUUCUCAUCUUCUCAUCAUCUUGUACUCUGUCAUUCAGCCCCACCAAUAGCAGUAAUGAAGGUGCAUACGUUGUACAACUGGUGAUGGAGGACUUUCCCAGGCAGAAUAUCAUCCUGACUCAGACUGACGUUGACCCUGUGGUGACAUCCUGCACUGAGGGACUUUAUCUGCCCAAGUUUCUGCCUCCAACCCCAGCCAACAGAGCUCGGCUGUACGCUCCUGCCAAUCAGACCCUGGAAAUCAGCAUCAAGGCAGAGGCAAAUGUCUCCACAAUUAAUGAGCUGCUGUUCAGCGGGCCGUACAACACAAACCAGAUUAAUUCAGGAGUAGGACAGUACAUCCUGAGAUGGACGCCGUCUGAAAACGAAGAUGGAGAAAGCCACCCCAUCUGCUUUGUCAUCCAGGCAAAUAUCAAGAGCUACAAUCGCCAUCAUUACACCAACUACACAAAGUACAACCACCAUUCCUACAACCACUACCCCAUCCACAACUACUCCACCACAAAUUACAACUACUGCACCAACUACCACCACUACCCCAUCCACAACAACUACACCACAAAUUACAACAACUACCCCAUCCACCACAACUACACCACAAAUUACAACAACUACACCACCAACUACAACCACUACCCCAUCCACAACAACUACACCACAAAUUACAACUACAACACCAACUACAACCACUACCCCAUCCACAACAACUACACCACAAAUUACAACUACACCACCAACUACAACCACUACCCCAUCCACAACAACUACACCACAAAUUACAACAACUACCCCAUCCACCACAACUACACCACAAAUUACAACAACUACACCACCAACUACAACCACUACCCCAUCCACAACAACUACACCACAAAUUACAACUACAACAUCAACUACAACCACUACCCCAUCCACAACAACUACACCACAAAUUACAACUACACCACCAACUACAACCACUACCCCAUCCACAACUACUACACCACAAAUUACAACAACUACACCACCAACUACAACCACUACCCCAUCCACAACAACUACACCACAAAUUACAACUACACCACCAACUACAACCACUACCCCAUCCACAACAACUACACCACAAAUUACAACAACUACACCACCAACUACAACCACUACCCCAUCCACAACAACUACACCACAAAUUACAACUACACCACCAACUACAACCACUACCCCAUCCACAACAACUACACCACCAACUACAACCACUACCCCAUCCACAACAACUACACCACCAACUACAACCACUGCACCAUCCACAACUAAUACAACAGCAAGUCCACCACCUGGUUCUACACCUGACCAAACAACACCUGUAACCGAAGCCUCGAACCAAAUUGUUGCAGCUCUGAAAAUAAGGAUUUCCUCUACGUCUCCCCUGUCUGAGGACGACAUCAGGAACACAGUUAUACAACAG